AAAAACAACAUAGUUAAGUGACAUAAGGAAUGUUUUUGGAAUAAUAUCCAAUAAUUUUCCAGUGUAAAACACAAAAUAAUAAUUAAAAAUUGCAUAAUUAAAACCUCUUUAAUGAUUUAAAUAAGUCCAGGAUCAAAUUUGGAAAUUUCAUUAAUUUUGAAGAAAAUGACUUCUGUUGAUUGGGAAGAAGUUAAAAGACUUGCUGCUGACUUUCAAAAAGCUCAGCUUAGCUUUUCUUUACAAAAACUAUCUGAACGCAAUUGUGUGGAAAUAAUAACAAAACUCACUGAAGCAAAACUUUUGAAUAUUAUUUUUACAAAUGAUGGUAAAGAAUAUGUGACACCGCAACAUUUGGAAAAAGAAAUUAAAGAUGAAUUAUAUGUUCAUGGUGGACGUAUUAAUUUAGUGGAAUUGGCAAAAAUUUUAAAUGUUGAUUUAUCACAAAUUUCAAAAUCAGUCAAUGAUAUUGAAAAACAUGAUAAAUCAUUGAAACUUAUUUUGGGUCAAUUAAUCGAUAGAAAUUAUAUGAUAAGAAUUGCCGGCGAAAUUAAUGAUAAAUUAAAUCAACAAGGUCAUAUUAAUGUAUCAGAUUUAACAUUAAAAUAUGAUUUACCCGCUGAAUUUUUACAAUCGUUGUUAGAGAAAGAAUUGGGAAAAAUAAUAUUUGGUAAACAAGAUUCACAGGAUUUAAAGAUAUUUUAUACUGAAGGAUAUGUGGCAAGAAAUCGUGCAAAAGUAAGAGGUGCUUUAUCGGCAAUUACAAAACCAACGCCACUUUCUGCUAUUUUGGGACAAUGUGGAGUUCCGGAGAGAAUAUUUUUUUCAAUUCUCGAGAGUUUACAAGACAUGAUGCAAGUACCUGGCGUUGUUACUGGAAAACAAGGCGGAAAUAGUAUUUACGUGCCAUCAAUUUAUUCAAAAAGUCAAAGUGAAUGGGUUGACAAUUUUUACAAGCAAAAUGGAUAUCUCGAAUACGAUGCACUUUCACGAUUGGGAAUAUCGGAUCCACGAAAUUUUGUAAAACGUCACUUUCCCAAUGAGAAUUUAACUCUUCUCGAUACUGUGGCAGUUGGCACGACAAUAUUAGAUCAAGUUGACGCCAAUAUUGAUGAAACAUUAGCAUCCGAAUCAUUUAUGGAUAUUUAUCCACUUUUACCAUCAGUUUUCAGUUCUCAAGAUGUGGAAAUAAUUUUAAAAGAAACUUUAAAACGAACAAAACGUAAUAUUCACAUUUAUUCAGCAACUGUUGUUGUUUCUGAGACAUUUUUACAAAAUUUAUACAAAAAAUUGGAAUCAUUGGCCGAGAAAAAAGCCAAGGAACUCGUCGAUAGUGGCAAAUGGUUACAAUCAAUUGCCGAAAGUCGUUUAUUAAAAUCAAAAACAACUACCGAUGUAAUUGACAAUAAAUCAGAUAGAAAAGCAGAGAGAAGAAAAAAGGCGUCAAGUGGCAAAAGUGGAGGUGGUGCACAAGGACGUGAAACAAAGACAAAAUCAACAAAAAAAAAGUAUCAUCAAGGAAAAAAUCAUGAAAUUGAUUCAGAUGAGGAGAAUACAACUCGCAUUGGUGGUAAACAAGAAUUAUCAUUUAUUACCAAUGUUGAGAUUGGCAAAGAAUUAAAGAAAGAUUCAAAUAUUGCCGAUAUUGAUGAAUUUUCUGAUGAAUUAGCAAUAUAUUUACAAAAUUUAUUAAAUAAACAUGUAAUUCAUGUGGCUGAACAAUUAAUGCAAAAAAGUAAAACAACAAAUUUAACGGAAAUUGAAGAUAGACUCAAUAUGAUAGCAGUAAAUAUUCGUGUCUUUGACAAGGGUAUAAAACAUUUAGAUAAAAGCGCACAAUCAUCUAUGAUUAAAUAUCUAUUGAAAACAUUAGGUUUGGAUUUUGUUACGGAAAUUUUUAAAUUGGCAUCUAAUCAAAAUGUUAUACAGUGUCCAAAUAAUUUAACAACAGAAUCGAGGCAAAAAUUACUUAUUGAAUUUCCAAAGGAUAUUAAAGAGAGUCUUGGUGAAUUGCAUAGAACUGUGAUUGGUGAAUCGGUGGAGGAUUUUUUAAAUGCCAUUGAACCAGCAAUGGUUGUAUGUUGUUUGGUUUUGAAAAAAUAUGACAAAAAAAAAGAUAGACCUAUUAUUAUUGGUCAUAGAGAAGCAUUACUCGAUCAAAUUAAUUCAACACAAGAUCCAGCAUUGGCACUUCAUUUGGCGACAAAUAUUUUAUUUAUUGUUGCCACACAAUGUGCAUUACACAUGUCCGGUCGACAUGUUUCGAUGAUACUUAAUUUUUUGCAAACACAUUUGGAACUUGAGAAAAUGUCUAUUCUCACUAAAUAUCAUGAUUUAGUGCUAAAAUUAUUAAGUUCAAAUGACGAAUCGGAGAAAGCUGCAACUCUCACACUUCUUGAGGAUGGUUUACAGGAAAUUAAAAAUAUUGCUAAUGAUGCAAAAAAGUAUGUGAAAACAGACAAAUCACACGAUUAAUUAAUUAAUAAAAUGUUUCAAUAUUAUCGGAUAA
Messenger RNA from Leptopilina boulardi, 2506 nucleotides. It is a transcript of the gene Ufl1, whose product is annotated as E3 UFM1-protein ligase 1 homolog. The record is from RefSeq and is a predicted model, not a curated record. Gene Ontology annotation, molecular function: UFM1 ligase activity. Gene Ontology annotation, cellular component: endoplasmic reticulum membrane. The transcript is spliced from 5 exons. Gene Ontology annotation, biological process: regulation of proteasomal ubiquitin-dependent protein catabolic process; response to endoplasmic reticulum stress; protein K69-linked ufmylation. NCBI's taxonomy places the organism in Eukaryota, Metazoa, Arthropoda, Insecta, Hymenoptera, Figitidae. The coding region runs from base 166 to 2472 and encodes 768 amino acids.